UCAUGCACAAAUGGGAGGAUUCCAGUGGGGGAUUCCAACAGAUUAUAUAUAUAAACAAAACACCUGAGAGUAAGAGAUGCCCAUUUCAACCUGUGUCACUCCACCGUGGCUAACAUACUAUGGACUGCUGUCUUUUAGUCAUGGGGCAGACACAGCAAACAGAAAGCAGAGAGGAGAUAGAUGUCAAAGCCCUUCAGGAUAUGUAUAAAAAAUUUGUCAUGGAGUGCCCAAGUGGAGUACUUUUUCUGCACGAGUUCAAGCGUUUUUUUGGCGUGAACCCAACAGGAGAAGCAUCAGAUUAUGCUGAGAGCAUGUUUCGAGCUUUUGACAAGAAUGGGGACAAUACAAUUGACUUCCUUGAAUUUGUGGCAGCACUGAAUCUUGUUUUCCGGGGAGAUCUGGAGCACAAACUCCGCUGGUCAUUCAAAGUGUAUGAUAAAGACGGCAAUGGCUAUGUGGACAGGAGCGAGUUAAAAUCAAUAAUUGAUAGCAUUUAUCGAAUUAAGAAAUGCUCAAAGACAGACAUGACUGAGCCACAGCUUUCAAUCGAUGAAGUUGUGGAUCGCAUAUUGAGUGCUGUUGACUCUGAUGGAGAUGGUCACAUCAGCAUGGACGAGUUUAUCAAAGGUGCUCAACAGGACCCAUGGGUUCUCAGCAUGCUGAGGUUGGACAUGAACCCUGCAGGAUGGGUGCUGGAGAACAGGAGAAAGAGUGCACACUUCUGAAAAAGCACCACGACCUGUGCAAUGCCAACAAAGAGAAAUUACUUGUGGCUACAAUCAAACAGACUUAAAUAUAUCUGUUUAAGAGUCUAUUCAUGUGUGAAUCGUACCUCUUAAGCACAAUUUUUAUUGUUAUUAUCAAAGCGUGAAGUAUACUCAAAGAAAUUGUCUUUUUGGUUGUUAUUUGGUUUCUGGUACAGUGAAAGAAUAACAGAACAUCACAAUGACAAUGAGCAUAAUGACAAACGUAUAGUGGCUUCGUUUCUCUGCAUUAUUCUCUGUUUCAAAUAUUGUAAUAGCUACAUUUGAUUAUAUUAUUAUGAAUAUAAUUUUAAAAAAAAAUCCAGGAAUUUUGAAGUGGUCCAUGUUCUGUAUGUUUUGCUUGCUAAAGCAACUCAGCAGCCUUCCUGCCAUAAAGUGUCGAUGUGUAAAUAGUGAAUAAUUAUAUUGCUUUUUUAUUAUUGAUUUUGUGAUUUUAUACCAUUUGUCCUUUUUUUAUGACAUUUUACCAUUGUUGUUAAUACUAUGCACACAGCAUCAAAAUGCAGUAAAACAAUGCUCAUUGAAUUGUCUGUUG
Messenger RNA from Melanotaenia boesemani (Boeseman's rainbowfish), 1299 nucleotides. RefSeq names its product guanylyl cyclase-activating protein 2-like. The coding region runs from base 120 to 725 and encodes 201 amino acids. The transcript has 4 exons. Gene Ontology annotation, molecular function: calcium ion binding; calcium sensitive guanylate cyclase activator activity. Gene Ontology annotation, biological process: visual perception. The record is from RefSeq and is a predicted model, not a curated record. Lineage: Eukaryota; Metazoa; Chordata; Actinopteri; Atheriniformes; Melanotaeniidae. Gene Ontology annotation, cellular component: photoreceptor inner segment; cone photoreceptor outer segment.